Molecule: messenger RNA, 1014 nt
Organism: Miscanthus lutarioriparius
Lineage: Eukaryota; Viridiplantae; Streptophyta; Magnoliopsida; Poales; Poaceae
Source: the annotation of a GenBank genome assembly
AUGAGCUCUGCGGCUGCGGCGGCGACGAUGACGGGGGCGGGGAAGGUGGUGUGCGUCACCGGCGCAUCAGGGUACAUCGCGUCCUGGGUCGUCAGGCUGCUCCUCGACCGCGGCUACACCGUCCGCGCCACCGUGCGGGACACCGCUGACCCAAAGAAAACAUUGCACCUGACUGCGCUGGAUGGAGCUAAGGAUAGGCUGCACUUAUUUAAAGCUAGCCUGCUAGAAGAGGGCUGUUUUGACGCUGCAGUUCAUGGAUGCGACACCGUGUUCCAUACUGCCUCUCCCUUUUAUAACAAUGUCAAGGAUCCUAAGGCUGAGUUACUUGACCCAGCAGUUAAGGGAACACUCAAUGUUCUUGGUUCAUGCAAGAAAGCUUCUAUUAAAAAAGUGGUUAUCACAUCAUCUAUGGCUGCUGUUUCCUACAACGAGAAGCCAAGGACUCCUGAGGUCACGGUUGACGAGACAUGGUUUUCUGAUCCACAAAUUUGUGAAAAGAAUCAGCAAUGGUAUGUUUUGUCCAAGACACUUGCAGAGCAGGCUGCUUGGAAGUUUUCAAGGGAUAACGCAUUUGAAAUUGUUACUAUAAACCCAGCAAUGGUUAUUGGUCCCCUGCUGCAGCCUACACUAAAUGCCAGUGCUGAAGCAAUCCUGAAGUUAAUCAAUGGAUCGUCUACAUAUCCCAAUCUUAGCUUUGGAUGGGUUAAUGUCAAAGAUAUUGCCCUGGCUCAUAUCCUUGCAUACGAGGUUCCCUCAGCAAAUGGAAGGUAUUGCAUGGUGGAAAGAGUUGUUCACUACUCAGAGCUAGUCAACAUCAUCCGCAACAUGUAUCCUACCAUUCGUCUUCCGGACAAGUGUGCAGAUGACAAGCCAUUUGUUCCAACCUACCAAGUAUCAAAGGAGAAGAUAAAAAGCUUAGGCAUUGAGUUAAUUCCAGUGGAGACGAGCGUCAAGGAGACUAUCGAAAGCUUGAAAGAGAAGGGAUUUGUUAGUUUUGACUCGAGCAACCUGUGA